Messenger RNA from Equus quagga, 2109 nucleotides. It is a transcript of the gene TMEM231, whose product is annotated as transmembrane protein 231. The record is from RefSeq and is a predicted model, not a curated record. The transcript is spliced from 7 exons. NCBI's taxonomy places the organism in Eukaryota, Metazoa, Chordata, Mammalia, Perissodactyla, Equidae. Bases 65 to 1015 code for a protein of 316 amino acids. Gene Ontology annotation, biological process: regulation of protein localization; cilium assembly. Gene Ontology annotation, cellular component: ciliary transition zone; ciliary membrane.
CUUAGUCGUUCCUCUCGAACCGCGGAGAAGUCCCCAGCGCGCGGGGCGACUCCGCGGGGCGCUCAUGGCGCUCUACGAGCUCUACUCCCACCCGGCCGAGCGCGGUUACCGCGCGGGGCUCUGCUCUAAGGCCGCGCUGUUCCUGCUGCUGGCCGCCGCGCUCACCUACAUCCCGCCGCUGCUGGUGGCCUUCCGGAGCCACGGGUUUUGGCUAAAGCGGAGCAGCUACGAGGAGCAGCCGACUGUGCACUUCCAGCACCAGGUGCUGCUCGUGGCCCUGCUGGGACCCGAGCGCGACGGCUUUCUCGCCUGGAGCACGUUCCCCGCCUUCAACCGGCUGCAGGGGGAUCACCUGCGAGUCCCGCUCGUUUCGACUAGAGAAGAAGACAGGAACCAGGAUGGGAAGAUGGACGUGUUACAUUUUAAACUGGAGCUACCCCUGCAGUCCACGGAGCACGUUGUUGCUGUGCAGCUCAUCUUGACUUUCUCCUACCAAUUGCACAGGAUGUCAACAUUCGUGAUGCAGAGCAUGGCAUUUCUCCAGUCCUCCUUCGCUGUUCCAGGGUCCCAGUUAUAUGUGAACGGAGACCUGAGGCUGCAGCAGAAGCAGCCUCUACACUAUGGUGGCCUAGAUGUUCGAUACAAUGUGUCGGUAAUCAACGGGACCAGCCCUUUUGCCUGUGACUAUGACCUCACCCACAUCAUUGCUGCUUACCAGGCAAGGAAUGUAACCACCAUCCUGACUGACGCCAACCCCAUCUGGCUGGUGGGAAGGGCCGCUGAAGCUCCGUUUGUGAUUAAUGCUGUCAUUCGUUAUCCCGUGGAAGUCAUUUCUUAUCUACCAGGAUUCUGGGAAAUGAUCAAGUUUGCCUGGAUCCAAUAUGUCAGUAUUCUGCUUAUCUUCCUCUGGGUGUUUGAAAGAAUCAAAAGAUUUGUGUUUCAAAAUCAGGUGGUCACCACGGUCCCUGUAACAGCAAUGCCCCAGGGAGAACUGUAUAAGGAGCACUUAUCUUAAGAAGAUCAUUUCUAGGGCCGGCCCCGUGGCCGACUGGUUGAGUUUGUGUGCCCCGCUGCGGCAGCCCGGGGUUUCGCCGGUCCGGAUUCUGGGCGCAGAUGUGCACCGCUGGUCAGGCCAUGCUGAGGCAGCGUCCCACACGCCACAACCAGAGGGACCCACAACUAAGAGUAUGCAGCUGUGUACCGGGGGACUUUGGGGAGAAAAAAGGAAAAAAAUAAAAUCUUUAAAAAGAAGAUCAUUUCUGAAAACACUAAGCAGGACCCUGAUUACCUCAUUGUUGUCUUCCUACAACUGCCAUCUUAUGAUGUUUCUGAAAAGAGCCCAUGGACAUGUGCCAACAUAUGUGUUUUCCUAUCAGAGACAAAGAGCAAUUCUUUCUCAUUUUUCUCUACACAAAUUCCAUAUCAUCUAAGCACUUAACAAAUCAUCAGGGACUAGUUUGUGGAAAGGUCAGAGGGUUCCUGAAGGCUGUAAUUUGCCUGUUUUUGUUUGUUUGUUUUUUGCCUGAGAUCUGAAUUUCAGGAGAAAACUACAGUCAGUUCAGACAUCUUGGAAAGAGUCCCAUCUCUGGUCAAGCAAAGACUUUUGGUCUCAUGAACUGAAAAACAUGUUAUGCAUUUCUUCCCCCUAUCGUAAACCAAGUUUUACGCUUUUCAGGACUCUCUUGUGAUAGAUACGCAGGUCACUAGCACUUUCCACUCCUGGGCAUCUAAAUUUCCCAUUCAGAGCUUUGAUUCCGAGAACUGAGAGGCCUUUAACUAGAGAACUGGAGAGAGAGAAAGAGCGCUCAAGAACACAUGUGUGCGUGUACGUGAGGGGCGACUUGACACUAGGACCAUCCACCUGCCCUCGGCCUAACAGACAGUCAUCUGUCAUCAGCUCAGCUGAACAGCCCCUUAUCCCUGCCCUGGUGUGGCUGGCUCUUUGCCCUGCCUUUUGCCCUCUCUCUGCCCGUGGAAUAGGCUGAAGUCAGAAGUGCUGUUUCAUUCACAAUCCGCUCAGCAACAGUGGGGGAAGUAAGGAUUGUAACAACAGGUUCUUUCUCUCUGGCCUUCACCCAACAGCCUGGAGACUUCCCCCCCCCCCCCCUC